AUGUCUGAAAAGAGAGAUAAGUUAACUGGCGACGAUACAACUUUCCGUGGAGGAAAUCGAAGAAACGUAUAUGUUUACGUAAUUGGUGGGAUAAUCCUUGUUGCUGCUGGAUUUACUAUUGGUAUUCUAAUCGGAAUAUUUACUCAGAAAGCUGCUUUUCAAGGCCAGCAAUCAAGCGGAACAACUGCACCACCGCCAUCUUACGUAAAAUCAAUUUGCAAUGCAAAAGUUAAACCAUUACUUUUGAUCUCUGUGGAUGGAUUCCGUUGGGACUAUCACAAACGUGGUUUCUCUCCUAACUUGACCGCGUUCGGUAAGGCUACCGAGAGUAGGGGCAGGCUUCCUACUUUAUGUGUUAAUCAAAUUUACAAUUAUAAUUUAGCAAGCCGAGGUGUUCGAGCGGAUUAUAUGCAAUCAUGUUUCCCUACAAAAACUUUCCCCAAUCAUUACAGUAUUGUGACUGGACUGUAUCCGGCCCACCAUGGCAUCGUGGCGAAUACAUUCUUUGAUCCCCAACUCAAUGAUAAAUUCUAUAUUGGCGCUAAGAAUAGCACCCAAUCUAAAUGGUGGGGAGGUGAACCUAUAUGGGUUACUGCAAGGAAAAAUAACUUAAAAGCCGCAAGUUACUUCUGGGUUGGUUCUGAAUCGGAAAUUAAAGGUAUGAGAAAAACAUGUUGUUCAAGGAUGAUUUACCUCGAUCAAUUUAUCAAUAUUACAACCAACGAUAUCAUUAAUCGCGGAACUUUUGGAGGAAUUCGUGUUAAAGGAGGAAAUGCAACUGAAAUUGCUGAAAAGUUAAGAUGUAAGAGCAAAUUCUGGAGAGUUUAUAAGAAGGAGGAUAUGCCUGUUCGAUUCCAUUAUGAUAAUAACAGUCGUAUUCCGGAUGUAAUUAUUUUACCUAAUGAGAAUUGGCUUGUGAGACCUUCAUAUAAUCCAAGAUAUACAUUUUGUAACGGUGCUAACCAUGGCUGGGAUAAUUUAGAUACUGAUAUGAGGACAAUCUUCAUGGCUGCUGGUCCUGGCUUCAAGAAAGCCAAAGUAAUUAAACCGUUCAAGAAUAUUGAAUUAUACAACGUUAUGGCAGCCUUACUGGGUGUAAAACCGGCUAAGAAUGAUGGGAACAUGGGACGUUUGAAUAGUAUCUUAACCAAUCCCGUAGUUGUUACUGAUCCAAAUCUUGGCGAAGCAGGUAAAGUGUGCAGAGUACCUACCGAUCAGAUGGUUUUUGAUGAAAGAGCAAACUGUUCAGAAUGUGUAUGUCCAUAUUGCAAAGCCACGAUCAAUGUUCCUUUAUUCAAUAAAGGCCUAAUAAUGACCCCAAAAGAAGAACUGCAAUCUGAAAAUCGUAAUUUCCCGUGGGGUAUACCAAGAUUCCGAAAAUCGAUGGAUACCUGUACUCUGUAUCAAAAGCAUUUUAUUACCGGUUAUAGCAAUACUUAUCGUGUGCCAAUAUUUACUGGCUAUCAUCUAACUGAUGUGGAAACAUUGCGACCACUAAGUAGAAAGGAUUGCUUCCGACGUGAUAUUCGUUUAAAUAUUGCUACUCAAGCAUCUAAUUGCUCAAACUAUUAUAGAUCUGGAUAUAAUCGCGGCCAUUUAGCUCCUAAUGGCGGACUGAGUUUCGAUCUGGAAGCACAAGGCAAUUCUUUCCUCUUGUCCAAUAUUGCUCCUCAAAAAUAUCCUUUCAAUGCCGGUCCGUGGCUAGAUCUGGAAAAACUAAGCCGUGAUUGGGCCAAAAUUUUCGGUGGUGUUUACAUCAUUUCUGGCUCAAUUGUCAAGGCAGAUCCUAAAACCGUGUGGAGUGAUCCAUCCUAUUGGCUUAAAGGUGAAAUUGGUGGUGUAGUCAUUCCAACUCACUUCUACAAGAUUAUUGCCAAAUGUCGAGAUUCUGAUCAAGUCUUGUGCAAUUCUUCUGUCAUCACUUCCUCACCAUGCAAGGGCCACCUCGACGUUAUUGCUUUCGUUUUACCUCAUAUUGAUAGUUUUACACCACAGUGCCAGGUUUAUCACUCUAACCUAUUUCACCAUGUGGCCAGCGUUCGAGAAAUUGAGAAGUUGACUGGUCUUAACUUCUUCCCCAAUAUGCCUAUACAGUUGCAGGAUAUGAUUGAGAGCGAUUCUCCAACUGAUUUAUGGCCCACUUAUUAA
This is a messenger RNA of Trichoplax adhaerens, 2148 nucleotides long. RefSeq lists its product as uncharacterized. The transcript has 22 exons. Gene Ontology annotation, molecular function: nucleic acid binding; metal ion binding; hydrolase activity. The coding region runs from base 1 to 2148 and encodes 715 amino acids. Lineage: Eukaryota; Metazoa; Placozoa; Uniplacotomia; Trichoplacea; Trichoplacidae. The record is from RefSeq and is a predicted model, not a curated record.